Durotheca rogersii is the source of this 1488-nucleotide messenger RNA. Its product is annotated as ribosomal protein S10. The coding region runs from base 212 to 970 and encodes 252 amino acids. Gene Ontology annotation, molecular function: structural constituent of ribosome. Gene Ontology annotation, biological process: translation. Lineage: Eukaryota; Fungi; Ascomycota; Sordariomycetes; Xylariales; Xylariaceae. Gene Ontology annotation, cellular component: mitochondrion; ribosome; small ribosomal subunit. The transcript has 5 exons. The record is from RefSeq and is a predicted model, not a curated record.
CAGAAAUAGUUUUGUAUGCCUCACAACCCUCAUAUCAAGCUUAUGAACCACCCCACUUCCUCAGGUAGGGCUAUAUCGAUAAAGCAUUCGUCCAAUUUCCCUGCAUUCUCGAAUCGCGCAAACCGAAGAGUCGCAGAUCAACUCCGUCCACGAGGUUGCGCAGUUCGUUGGCUCUCUACGGGGGCGCGGAGAAAGCGGAAAUUUCCACAGUAUGACUAGAUCAGCUCUUAUACGGCCGAUACGGCACUUAUUCACGAGGCCAUUGGUCCAACCGCCACGAUACGCCUUGGCCGGAUUUGCAGGCGUCCGCUCGGAAACAACGAUAGUUGAACCACCUACUCCCACCGAUCCGACUACGGCAGUCAAACCAGCGGCUACGCCUCCUAUAGCUGUGAACGAAUUGCCGGAUGCCCGCGAACAGAACCAAGUCCGACUACCUCGAGCCGUCCAGGCGCUCUACCUCCAGCCCCUACGCCGGGAGGCUCCGUACGGUGUGCCGACAUGUGACCUACAACUGCGAUCGUUCAGCAUCCCGAACCUUGAGUUCUUCUGUGACUUCGCGCUGCGGGCGGCCUAUUACCUGAGCCUCCCUGCCUUUGGGCCGGUGCCGCUACCUAAGAUCAUCGAGCGCUGGACCGUUCCGAGGAGUCAUUUCAUCUUCAAGAAGUCGCAGGAGAACUUUGAGAGGAUCACGCGCAGGAGGCUGAUCCAGAUCCGCGACGGCCACCCAGAGACGGUCCAGAUCUGGCUAGCCUAUCUGCAGAAGCACGCGUACUAUGGAAUCGGUAUGAAGGCAAAUAUGUGGGAGUUUUCUAGCCUCGGUAUCGGAAACGAGCUCGACGAGCAGGAGAAGAGCUUGCAGCAGAUCGUCGAGGACAAGCUCAAGACCUUUGGCAAGAGCGGGACGUUGGGUACAGUUGAGAAGGUGAAGGAAUUGCUGCGCAGUGAAAGGUUUAAGCACACGGCGUAGAUGGAGAGGACAUCUCGGUCUACGUACGAAGUGACGCCAUCAAGAUGUGUGAAAAAUAUUUGUGGGUAUGCCUAACGUAGGCUCGUUCCUACUAGGCAUCUGCCAGUUGUGAGUUAUAUAACCUGGCGUGUAUUGAUAUCCAGAUGCAUUCUUCAUAUCUAAUCCGCAAAGGCUACGAGAGCAGUUAUCCGGAAUCGUUUAUUAUAUGUACCUACCUACGCGUUCUCUCUUUCCGUGCGUUCAGGGUUACCCAAAAAGGGGGCGGCAUGUCUGCCCACGGGAAAAUGCGUACCCAGCUUGUCUAUACUUACGGAUGUAUGCUUAAACUAGGUACUUAUUCUUCUGGUUUGUUGUCAGAAAGAUGGAUAUCAAUUUAGGUAUUUGUAUAUCUACAGGUGUUGUUGUACGUCACGGUAGGCUGGCUUCCUAGUAAUUGCGUGGCGCCUUGAUAAUCUAAGGCGCGCAAUUGUAAGGAGGCAGAGCUGUUGAACCGUUGUUGAAUUGACUGAAUCUAAGAG